AUGUCUGAAGUUCAACAACUUGAAUAAUAAAAAGUAUCAAUUGAACAAAAUUAAGAAAUGUUAUUGAUAUGGAUGUCUUUGAAAAAGAACUUAAGCUCCAAAUUUAAAAGUGCACAAGAUGCAUUUAAAGCUUUGAAAAAAGAUGGAUCCUAAAUAUUAACCAUUGAAGAUUUUUAAGAAUAUUCAAAAGGUUUAGAUUUGUAAAUCUUAACUUUAUUUUAGGUCCUAGUUAUUUAAAAAUGUUGAGUUAAAUAAAAGUAAUUUUGGAAAGGUUUGGGAAAAUUGGGAAUAUAAAUAAAAGUAAAACGAACAUAAAUUAUAAAUAAUAAAUGAAAAACUUAAAUUACUUUCUAUGUUUGAAAAUAAGGAACAAAUUAACGAAACUAAGGCUGAUGUGACAUCAAAUAAAAGUAUUCAAAAACUUAUUAGCAAUUGUGAAUCCCUUGAUUAAUUAUAAGAAAAGUUAGAUUUGUUAGUAGAAGAAGGAUAAAAGUAAAAAAACAAAUCUGAUAUUGUUUAAAAUGAAACAGAUUGCUUUUCUAUUUACUAGCCGAAGAAAAAUGAAUAACAGCCUGAAGAACUAUAUAUUAGUAAAUUACAGUUAAAGGUUAAUGAAGGUGUAGACGGAAAUCUUUAAACUAUAAAAAAGAAUAUUAAAAGCUAUAUUGAUGGUCAACAUCAUCAUUUCAGAAACUAAACUGAACUUAGCAAUGGUUCACUUCUCUAAAGCACUCUGUUAAAUAAGGCAUCUUUAAUAACGAAUCCUAAGCCUUAUAAAUAAUCAUACAUUCCAGAACCUCUACAUCAGAGUUCUCCUCAAAAAGAAUGCUUAACUCUUCGCGUUUAACCCAAAUAGAAUUAAUAAUAAAUAAUAAAAUCUCCCUACGAAGACAGAUAAUAAGAAGAAAGAAAGAGUCACAAAAUUAACAGAAUGAAAGGAGACCUCCAUUCAUAUAUAUCUUAAUUAUUUUUUAAUGAGAGGGAAUUUAGAUAAAAUAAUAUCAUAUACAAUAGGCCUUCAUCAUAAGAUUAAAAAGGAUUAGCCGGAUUUAUGAAUUUCAGACAACAUUUCAAAAAUCAGCAAGAUAAACCUUAGUUUUUUGAACCCUAAGAUUCUAACACAUAAAGGAGAUUUUAAGAUAUUAGGUUAGAUAUAUUUUAAAUUUUAGAUAUAAACUUGAUGACUUUUAAUAACAAAAGCUCUCUUAAUAUAAUUAUAUUACAAAAACUCAGCCAAAUUAUAGUCCUGAGAAAACUGAUAGAACUUAAAACUUAAAUGUUAAAUCAAAUUAGAGCAAUAAAGUAAAUUUGAAAUAUUCACCUGGAAAUACUCAUAGACUAAAUUUAGGUUUUUUAAAAUAAGAAAAGGAAUAAAAUAAUCAGCAAAUCUAAGAUAAAUAAAUCGAAUCUUGA
Paramecium octaurelia is the source of this 1413-nucleotide messenger RNA. Lineage: Eukaryota; Ciliophora; Oligohymenophorea; Peniculida; Parameciidae. The record is from the annotation of a GenBank genome assembly.